Molecule: messenger RNA, 708 nt
Organism: Aspergillus calidoustus
Lineage: Eukaryota; Fungi; Ascomycota; Eurotiomycetes; Eurotiales; Aspergillaceae
Source: the annotation of a GenBank genome assembly
AUGGGAAAUAUCCGGCAGGCACGGAAAAACAGGUCGUCGGCGCCAAAGCAGAAGCCCAAGCGCACCGGCGUUCUCAAGAGUGGAAAGAAGAAGAUUAAUGUUCUGGGGAAUGCUAUCAUCGCAGAGAACUGGGAUCGCAAACUGACUCUCACACAAAACUAUCGCCGCCUAGGCCUUGUCCAUCGUCUAAACGCCCCGAGUGGAGGUUCCGAAAAGCGCAAAACCGAGAAUGGCUUCGAGGAGCCCGAGGACUCCCUACACAUUAAGGGAAGCGUCGACGCAGUCGUGAAGAAUGCCGCCGUGGGCGAGACGAAGGUCGAACGUGAUCCAGAAACCGGCAAGAUUCUCCGUGUUAUCCGCGCCGACGAGGAAGAGAUCGAGAUCGCGGGGCGCAAACACCGCCGCGCAAACCCGCUCAAUGAUCCACUGAAUGACCUAUCCGAUGAAGACGACAACUUAAACCCGCAACCCAAGAAAUCAGCAAGUCACAUUGUUCAACAGCUCGAACGUCAAGCAAACAAGGAGGGACAGGCUCCGAAGAAGCCGCGGCACCAGAGCAAGCGGGAGGAGGAGUGGGUCACGAGAUUGAUUGAACAACAUGGGGACAACUAUGCUGCCAUGGCGAGGGAUAGGAAGCUGAACCCGAUGCAACAAACGCCAGGAGACUUGCGGCGAAGGAUCGAGAAUUGGAAGAAAACUCAGGCAUGA